This is a messenger RNA of Oryza sativa Japonica Group (Japanese rice), 2264 nucleotides long. RefSeq names its product pentatricopeptide repeat-containing protein At1g09900. The record is from RefSeq and is a predicted model, not a curated record. Gene Ontology annotation, molecular function: protein binding. NCBI's taxonomy places the organism in Eukaryota, Viridiplantae, Streptophyta, Magnoliopsida, Poales, Poaceae.
CUUCGUGUGCUUGGCGCACUAGCACCUGCGUCGAAUCGCUCGACCGCACGACGAGAGCCUCUCAUCCUCUCGCCACCGAACCCCAUCCAUCGCGUCGUCUCUUCCUCCCCAGCUCAGCGCUCUCGUCGGUGCGCCUAUGGCGUCUCCCUUCCACUCCUCCUUCCCGCUCUCCCCGCCAUCCUCCUGCCAUGGAGGAGGCGUCCUCCAGUUUGCCACUCGAGCCGCGACUAGUCCUUUCGCGUCCUACUGCAGAGCGCCGGCGGCACGCGACGGCGGCGACGACCACGACCACGACGCGGGGAUACUGCAGGCGCUCGCGUUCAACGGCAACGGGAGCGUCCAUGGCGUUCUUGAUCCUGGUGUCGAGGAGGAGAAGGAGGCGGGUGACGGCGGCGGCGGCGGGAGGCGGGGCACGCGGAUCCGGGCGAGGGACUGCGCGAAGCGGAUCAUGGGACUCCCCGUCGAGGAGCGGGUCAAGGUGCUCGACCUCCUGCAGCGCGACGACGGGGCGCUCACCGUGUCCGACUACAACGACAUCCUCUCCGCGCUCGCCAUGGCCGGCGACCACGACUCCGCGGUCGCGCUCUUCCGGGCGCUCCGGCCCAACGGCGUCACGCCCGACGCGCAGUCCUACGCCACCGCCGUGCAGUGCCUCUGCCGGAAGGGCGCCCCCGACGAGGCCAAGGAGGCGCUCGACGAGAUGGUGGCGCGCGGCUUCCGCCCCACCGUCGCCACCUUCUCCGCCGUCGUCGGCUGCCUCUGCAAGCGCGGACGCGUCACCAGGGCCAUGGAGGUGUUCGACACCAUGCGCGCCGUCGGCUGCGAGCCCACCAUCCGCACCUACAACAGCCUCAUCGGCGGGCUCUGCUACGUCGGGCGGCUCGAGGAGGCGCUGGACCUGCUCAACAAGCUCAAGGAGUCGCCGAAGCAGACGCCGGACAUCUACACGUUCACCAUUGUCCUCGACGGGUUCUGCAAGGUCGGGCGGACGGACGAGGCCACGCCCAUCUUCCACGACGCCGUCAGGAAUGGCCUCUCGCCGACGAUAUUCACCUACAACGCCCUGCUCAACGGCCACUGCAAGGAAGGGAAUCCGCUCAAGGCGUACAGCCUGCUCAUGGAGAUGUGCGGCAACGCCGCCUGCCCGCCGGACAGGAUCAGCUUCAGCAUCGUGCUGCAGGCGCUGCUGCGCGCCGGCGAGACCUCCGCGGCGUGGCAGGCGUACAAGCGGAUGGAGCGCGCCGGGUUCGAGGCCGACGGCCGCGCCCUGGACACGCUCGCGCGGGGCCUGUGCCGUCAGUGCGCGGCGAACGUCGCGGCGCUCGCCGACGCGAGGGAGGUGUUCGGCAAGCUGGUGGCGUCCGGGCACGAGCCGGUGUCGUACACCUACUGCCUGAUGGCGCAGGCGCUGGCGCGCGGCGGCGAGGUGGACGCGGCCGUGUCGCUCCUGGGUGAGAUGGCGCGCAGGGGUUACGCGCUGCGGAAGCGCGCGUACACCGACGUCGUCCGCGCGCUGUGCGAGCGUGGCCGGGCGCGCGACGCGCUGCGGGUGCUGGCGCUGGUGAUCGCCAGGGACUUCGUGCCCGGCCGGAACGCGUUCGACGCGCUGCUCGGCGAGCUCGCCCGGCAGGGGAGGUGGCCCGACGCGAUGGCCGUGUACGCCGCCGCCGUGAAGCGCGGCGUCCUCGUCUCCUUGAAGCGGCAUAGCAAGGAGGCCCUGCUGGUGCAGGAGCAGACGGAAACGCGAGAAUCGUCGGUGCAACCGUGCAACUGAGCGUUCCGCAGUGAAAAAUUUUGCUGCAAAAUUCACACAUUUUUUGGGGGGACUCUAUUGUUGGAAGCUCCGGAAUCUGCACCGAUCAAAGGCGUGCCAUUGUUUGCAUGCGAAUACACGACCAGUUUUGGAUUUUCGUUGACAAUUCGGGAGGGGAGAUGGCGAAAACCAAUUUCUGCAUAAUCGCUUCGACAUGAUCGGCUCAACCGGCCGGACCAUCACGCUACAUCAGCACCAGUGCACCAGCACUUUGGCCCUGGUAGCAACGAACGCCACCACCCUUUCCGGAGGCAAACUUUGUUCGGUCAUUCUCCGGUGAGGCUAUAACUUGCUUCAGUUGCUUGUUGUGACCUGUAAGGCUGUAUAAGUAGAACAUAAUUGGGAUUGGAGCGGAUUCUGAUUCUUCACGCUGAUUUUUUCGCAGCUAGUACAAAUUUGUAAAAAAUGCGCUGAUUUAUCAGAAGCCGAAAUGCUCAACUCAGCAAAAGAA